Molecule: messenger RNA, 1793 nt
Organism: Saccostrea cuccullata (small rock oyster)
Lineage: Eukaryota; Metazoa; Mollusca; Bivalvia; Ostreida; Ostreidae
Product: acyl-coenzyme A amino acid N-acyltransferase 1-like
Exons: 8
Coding region: 49-1335 (428 amino acids)
Biological process (GO): fatty acid metabolic process; acyl-CoA metabolic process
Molecular function (GO): fatty acyl-CoA hydrolase activity
Source: RefSeq, a predicted model, not a curated record
GUGACAACAGUGCAGAGAAUUAGUUGCUUUUCCACAUCAACUCUCCUGAUGAAUGAUGUCAAAAUAUCAGUAACUCCGUGUGAGGCAUUAGUGGAUGAACGCGUCCACAUCAAGGUGGAUGGUUUACCUAAGAAUGGACCCAUUACAAUCAAGGCCUCUCUACAAGAGGGUAACAAUAGAUUUGCAUCGUAUGGGUGUUAUACAGCAACAGAACAGGGUCACCUGACAGUGGAGGAUCAAGCUUCUGUACAGGGGACAUAUACAGGUUUGGAGCCCAUGGGUUUAUUUUGGAGUAUGAAACCUGAACCCUCUUCCCGACAGAAUAUUCGAUUUCUAAAAAAGGAUGUGACUUCUCCCAUUAUUGUGACAUUAUCAGUGAUUGAAGGUCACCACUCCUGGGAAUCCUUGUUUGAUCCACCCCCGAAGCCUCUAGCUACAUUAGAUGUAUAUAGAUGGUACAAAGACAGGAAUGUUAGAAGAGAGAGGGUUAGCAAGGGAAACAUCAGGGGAGUUCUGUUUAUCCCCCCUGGACCAGGGCCAUUUUGGGGGGUGAUUGACAUGUUUGGUACUGAAGGGGGACUUUUUGAGCACAGAGCAGCGUUGUUAGCCUCCCACGGUUACUGUGUGUUUGCUCUGCCUUUUUUUGCCUAUGAAGAUUUGCCAAAAUUUUUGCCAGAUGUGUCACUGGAUUAUCUCAUAGAAUGUGUGGAGUGGUUUGCUGGGAUACCAGGAGUUAGGCAUGAUGGGAUAGGUAUAAUCGGAAUUUCUAAGGGAGGCAUGUAUGCCAUGGAGCUCUGUAGACAUGUUCCACAGGUUAAAGCUGUAGUUCUAGUGAAUGGAGUAACAUUUUAUUCUGAUGCUCCUCUGAAGUUCAGCAAAGGAGACAUAAAAAACUAUAGAUCUCGAUUAGAUCAAGUGAGGGUAACGCCAGAAGGAGCAGACGUUGCAAAUUGUUAUCAACCUACAGAUGAAUUCUUCAUCAAAGGAUGGGAGAGUGAGGCGACAUUUCUGAUCAUUUCCGGAAAGGACGAUAGAUGUCUCAAUUACUCCGUAGUUGAACAUUUUAUGAAACUUGUUCCAACGGAACAUAAACAUCGGUUCCAGGUCAUUGCUUACCCCAACACGGGCCACCUCCUUGAGCCACCUUAUUCGCCUCACUGCAGGCACUCCUAUCAUAAGGUGCUCCAAUCUGAUGCUCUCUGGGGAGGAGAAACAAAAGCUCACAGUUACGCUCAGGAGGAUUCAUGGAGGAGGAUCCUAGAAUUCUUCUCAAACCAACUUCAAUCUAAUAAACAAAUGUCUGGCAGCCAUUUAAACACAACCAGUAAAUUAUAACAAAUAAACAAACGCCUGUCUGCAACUAAAACACAGUCAGUAAAUUAUAACAAAUAAACAAACGUCUGGCAACCAUUUAAACACAACCUGUAAAUUAUAACAAAUAAACAAACGCCUGUCAGCAACUAAAACACAGUCAGUAAAUUAUAACAAACUAAUGUCUGGCAACCAUUUAAACACAACCAGUAAAUUAUAACAAAUAAACAAACGUCCGGCAACCAUUUAAACACAACCAGUAAAUUAUAUCAAAUAAAGAAUUGUCUGGCAACCAAUUAAUAAAAAACAAAUAAAAAAAUAUCUAGCAACCAUUUUAAGUUUUAAACAAAACAACUACAAUGUAGUUAAUUAUAACAAAUACUAGUAAAGAAAUGUCUGACAACCACUUAAUUAUAACAAAAUGAAUAAAUGUCAGGCAACCAAUUCAAUACAAUCAAUAAAUUGUAACAAACAACUACAAA